Molecule: messenger RNA, 2115 nt
Organism: Danaus chrysippus (African queen)
Lineage: Eukaryota; Metazoa; Arthropoda; Insecta; Lepidoptera; Nymphalidae
Source: the annotation of a GenBank genome assembly
AUGGACUCCAUGCCAGCAGCUCCGGAAGUUAUUUAUAAUUGGGUUGAUAUAACAUCUGAUUUCUUUAAAUAUAUUCAAGAUUUGCAACUAGGUGAGCUGCUUCAUGAUGGCCACCUUUUUGGACUCUUUGAAGCUAUGUCGGCUAUUGAGAUGAUGGAUCCUAAAAUGGAUACUGGGAUGUUGUGUAAUAGAGGCAACCCUAAACCUAUCAACUUCCAACAGGCUGUGGCGUGUGGUAAAUUAAAAAUUGAUAAUCUUGAGCCAUCCGAGAUCAUAGGGAUCAUUGAUGCUACAAUGGCUUGUAUAGUUUCUUGGUUGGAGGGACAUUCACUAGCUCAGACUGUUUUCACAAACCUCUAUUUACAUCAGCCACACUCUAUAAUAAAUAAAACUUUAAAGGCCUAUUGCAUUGCUGUGUAUAAAUUACUGGAUUGCAUCAAAGAUUGCAUUAAUAAAGCUCAAGUAUUUGAAGAGGAAGAUUUUCUACCAAUGGGUUAUGGUUACCGGUUAGGUUCUAAUCCAACAAUGGGUAAUGCUUAUGAUGUUAGUCUUGAAGUGAGUGAACAGAAAUGUACAGCAAUGCUAAAGGAACAAGAAGAAGAGUUGAAUAAGAAGGCUAGAAGUAAUGAUGAUGAGGCAAAUGACCUCUGGGCAGCUCUGGCGGCUAGAAUUAGAUUCACCAGAAUGUUCUAUCAAGCUUUAUUGAAAAUAACCAAGAAAGAUUCACAAUCCGGUGCUGAUUGUGUUACACUACUCAAUGGCUGCUCAGAAAUGAUCAAAGUCAUAAUUAAAACUGUCGGCAAGGGCACCCAACCUGCCGAAAAUUCAGACACUCCAAACCCAAUGGGAUUCGAACCUAUGGUGAACCAACGUUUAUUACCGCCAACGUUCCCACGGUACACUAGAAUCAAGCCUCGUGCUGAAGCAUUGCAAUACUUUGAGGAACUAGUAACUAGGUUAAGACAUGCCUGGAAGAUCACAUCAUGUACUAAUUUUCAUACUGCCUUGGACUUUUUCAUGGAGUUUAGUCGACAGCGGGCCUGUAUAUUAUCAAGGUCAGCGCUACAGUUGCUGUACUUGAGCCCAUCACCAGCGUCCACAUCAAUAUCAUUGGGUUCUAAUGUACCACCAGGUCAACGACCCCACGCCUUUGUUGAAAUACUAAGAGAAUCAGUCAAAACCUUUGUGAACCCACCCGCAUUAAGUGGGAAGACUGCUUCUGGUGUUAAUCCUCCUGCUCGAGAGUUAGUAGAGAAUUUUCUAAGUCGUUGUGUUCGUCCGUUCACUGUCCUUGUACAAGUCUGUGGCCACAACCGAGCUAGGCAGAGGGACAAACUUGCGUUGCUAUUAGAUGAAUUUGCUGCAUUACAGGAAGAGGCGGAUAACGUAGAUGCAUUAAUAGGUACAGCAGCCGAGCUGGUGCCGCGUUGUUUCAGCACCUGGAUCUUGUACCAUGUAGUGAGAGUCAUGAUCGCAUACUUGCUGUCUGGUUUGGAACUAGAACUAUACAGCGUGCAUGAAUACCAUUAUAUAUUUUGGUAUCUCUAUGAUUUUCUCUACCGCUGGCUCCUGUCUGCGCUCGGACAAGCUGAGACCUUGGCGGGGGAUGUGAGGAGAGAUAAGAAGGCGACGAACAGGAAACAGAAGAAGAAAGUCAGACCUUACGCACGGGAGAGGCUCAUGUGUCAGGUGAUGCAGAACAUGUGUGGAGGUUAUUAUAAGGCGUUGGUUGCAUUCAAGUUGCAAGGAAAAAUACGUCAACCUCAGUCUGAGUUCGACAACGAGUCUGUUCGCUACAAACACCGUUUCGCCCCACUGUCUGUACUGUCCCCACCACAAGUACACUACCACGAGUUCUGUGAGAUGACGCAAAACUUACAAUUCGAAAAACCGGUUUUCUUGUAUUUAGAGGGCUGUAAACAUUUCCAAGAGGCGCGAACUUUGUUAGAGACUAUAACCAUACCAGACCAGGAGGUGAACAACCUUCUCAAAGUCGCAAAAACAAAUUUCGUUGUAUUAAAAUUGCUAGCGGGAGGUCACAAGAAGAAUUCCUCUACUCCGCCCGAAUUCGAUUUCUCAGCACACAGACACUUCCCUAUAAUAAAAUUGGUUUAG